Molecule: messenger RNA, 2859 nt
Organism: Rhododendron vialii
Lineage: Eukaryota; Viridiplantae; Streptophyta; Magnoliopsida; Ericales; Ericaceae
Product: probable inactive leucine-rich repeat receptor-like protein kinase At3g03770
Exons: 7
Coding region: 271-2646 (791 amino acids)
Biological process (GO): protein phosphorylation
Molecular function (GO): protein binding; protein kinase activity; ATP binding
Source: RefSeq, a predicted model, not a curated record
ACCAUGUUAGAAUACCAUGUGAGUUAUCUUUAGUGCAUUGGUGGAAUGAGCUCCCACUUGUCAUAUUUCUUACCGACGCAAGAAUGAAAACUCACACGGUAUCCUAAACGCACCAAAUGUGGUCACUAUAGAAUUGCUCGAGGAGAAAGAAAAGGAGAAAGGGAAAAAAAACAGAAAGAAAAAGGCUUCAAUGUCUCAAGUCUCUGAUAGGUAUUCUAUUAAGAACUUUAGCAGACUCAAAUCUUAUCAGUGCUUCAAUCCAGAGUGCUAAUGGCAAAACCAUUUCAGUACCAUCCACUAAAUCUCCUUCUCUUCUUCUUCUUCUUCCUCCUGUUCAUGGUUGUGGUUUCAAUCCCUGACUCAGACCAGCUACAAUCUUCCCAAUCCCAUGUCCUUUCCGAAAUCCAACAGUUACUAAACUACCCACAAGUCCUGAGCACCUGGAACCAAACCACAGAUUUUUGCAACACUGAACCAAACCCAUCUCUAACACUAGUAUGCUAUGGGGGUGACCUAACCCAGCUGCAUAUCAUCAGUGAUAACUGUUGGCUUCCUCAGACAACAAUGGUGCCUCAGAGUGGUUUCUCCUCUGAUUCUUUCUUCUCCACUCUUUCCACCCUCCCCAGCUUGAAAGUCCUCUCUUUAGUUUGUUUAGGCUUAUGGGGUCCAUUGCCUGCCAGUAUUGGGAGACUGUCUUCACUUGAGAUUCUCAACAUGAGCUCAAAUUACUUUUCUGGCCCUCUCCCUCAAGAGUUGUCAUCUUUGAGCAACCUCCAAACACUCAUACUUGAUCACAACAACUUCACCGGUCGGAUUCCUGGUUGGCUUGUUUCACUGCCAUUGCUUGCUGUUUUGAGUUUAGGCAACAAUUCACUUAGUGGGCCUAUUCCAUUUUCUUUCACAAGGAUGGAAAAUCUCCGUGUUCUUUUGCUUUCGAUGAAUCGUUUGUCUGGAGAAGUCCCUAAUCUCCAGAACUUGACAAAUCUUCAAGUUCUUGAUGUGGGAUAUAAUGAACUUGGGCCCCAUUUUCCAAAACUACUGCACACAAACUUGUUGAUUCUGGUCCUUAGAAAGAACAAGUUUAGCUUUGGCAUACCGGAAGAAAUAAGCUCCUGUUAUCGACUCCAGCAGCUGGAUAUCUCUUCCAAUGGGCUUACUGGACCAUUUCUGGCCCAGUUGCUGUCACUACCUUCGCUUUCCUAUCUCGAUAUUUCAGGCAACAAAUUCACCGGAGUGCUUUAUGGAAACACUUCCUGCAAUGCUAGACUUGCUUUUGUAAACUUGUCGUCGAAUUAUUUGACCGGAGAGUUGCCCAGAUGCUUACAGUCCAAUUCUAGUACAAGGGUUGUCCAGUAUACUGGAAAUUGCUUGUCACAGAGUAGUGCUCAAGAGCAGCACCCGUAUUCGUUUUGCCGCAUUGAAGCACUGGCCGUGAAAAUUACCCCCCAUGAGCGGGAGCGAAAAUCGAUCAAGAGAUCAGUUUUGGCAUCAAGUUCAGUAGGAGGGAUUUUUGGUGGAAUUGCACUUUGUGUUGUGCUUUUCUUGGGUAUGAGAAAAGUAUACGCGAAACAAACGGUGAAAACACCUCAAGCAAGACUAAUAAUAGAAAAGGUUCCACCUGCGUACACUAUGAAGAUGCUUUCAGAUGCAAGGUACAUAUCGGAGACGAUGAAGCUUGGAGCACUUGGACUCCCUCCUUAUCGAACUUUUUAUCUGGAGGAGCUUAAGGAGGCUACCAGUAACUUUAGCUCGUUAAAUUUCAUCGGCGAAGGAUCUCAGGGUAAGGUUCACAAAGGGAUACUCACAGAUGGAACUCUCGUCGCUAUUAGAAGCUUGAAAAUGAGAAAGAGGCAUGGGAUCCAGUCCUACAGACACCAAAUUGAAUUAAUUUCAAGACUUAGACACCGCCACCUUGUUAGUUUUGUUGGCCAUAGCUUUGAGUGCUACCCAGAUGAUUCAAGCGUCAGCACAACAUUUCUGGUUCAGGAAUUUGUGCCCAAUGGGACACUUAGAAGCUGCAUUUCUGAGGUAGUUUCAGGACACAAGUUCACUUGGACACAAAGGAUAGCAGCUGCAAUCGGAGUUGCAAGGGGUAUUCAGUUUCUUCAUACAGGAAUAGUGCCUGGUGUGUUUUCAAACGAUUUGAAGAUAACCGAUGUUCUGCUGGAUCAUGAACUCCAUGUGAAGAUAAACAACUAUAACCUUCCUUUGUUAGCUGAAAACCGGAUCCAGGUAUGUAGUGGAGCUGUACACACUGGACCGAAAGAGCGGAACACGGGCACAGCGAAUGGUGACAAGAACGAUGUAUAUGACAUGGGCAUAAUUUUGCUCGAAAUCAUCGUUGGAAGAGUUAUCAUGUGCCGAAGUUCCAUUACCACUGCUAAGGAUCUCUUACAAGUAAGCUUAACGACAGAUGAUGACGUAGCUCGGAGAAGCAUCGUUGAUCCAGCGAUCCACAAGGAGUGUUCUGAUGAUUCACUAAAAACUGUGAUGGAGAUUUGUGUCAGGUGUCUUUCCAAUGAACCAACUGAUAGGCCUACUGUGGAGGAUGUGCUCUGGAACUUGCAGUUUGCAGCUCAGGUUCAGGACCUAUGGAGGGUGGACUCCAACAGCAAUCAAGGCUCCCCUUUCAAGUCUACCGAAUAGUUGUAACUUGGAUAGCCUCCCACUUCCAUGUGGUUUCAUGUACAACUAUCACAGUUUAGAUGAAUAUAAACGUCAAUUAAGCUAUUUCACCGUACUCUUAGUUCUCGUAUGCUAGGCUGGGAGUUGCAUGGCAAUCGUUGGAAAUGCCAUUAUGUAAGUCUGAACGGAGGGUCUUGGGAGAAAGUAAUAAUAUGAUUCCCCCUAACUCGAAAA